AUGCAUCACCUCCCCCUCCUAUUAUCACUAUUACUCGCGAUCGCAGCCCCACUAGCAUGGGCCGCCCCAGCAUCCCAUCAACUGGGCCAGAUAUCACAUAUAUACGACACAACAGACAAACUGCCCCUCCCAAAUGAAGGCAACCUCCAAGUCCACGACCCAAAUAUUAUCCUCCACGAUGAGCACUACUAUCUCUUCAAAGGCGGCAUCAACAUCCCAAUCUUCAAAUCCGCAAACAUGUCCGGACCCUGGGAAAAGAUCGGCACAGUCCUAGAUGGCGACAGCAUAAUCCACAAAGGCAACCGCUCCCGCCCCUGGGCACCAACAACAAUCGAACACAACGGGAAGUUCUACUGCUAUUACACUCUCAGCUCGAGGGGUUCGCGGAACAGCGCCAUCGGCAUCGCAACCACGACUACCCUCGACGGCAGUGCGUGGACAGAUCACGGCGUUUUAAUCAACACGGAAAAAGGACCCGGUUCGGAUGUGUAUCCGUACACGAUCACGAAUGCAAUUGAUGCAUCUUUCAUUUUUGAUCAGGAUUCUGGCCAGGCAUACCUCAACUACGGCAGUUUCUGGCAUGAUAUCUGGCAAGUGCCGUUAUCUGAUGAUCUGCUUUCUGUUAAGGAUGCUGGGAAGCCGGAUGCGGUGCAGUUGACGUUUAUCCCGCGGGAGAAACGCAAGCCUGAGGAGGGGUCUUGGAUGAGUUACCGGGACGGCUGGUACUAUACUUGGUUUAGUCGUGGGAAGUGUUGUAAUUUUGAUGGUGUGUUUCCGGAUCGCGGGGAAGAGUAUAGUAUUCGUGUUGGGAGGUCGAAGGAUGUUCGGGGUCCGUUUGCGGAUCGCGAUGGGAAGCUUUUGCGAGAGGGGGUGGCGAGGUUGUUUAUGGGUCGAAUCAUGGGGUUGUUUAUGCUCCUGGAUGGGGAAGCUCGUCUUGGUUGGAACUACUUGGAUUAUGAGGAUGGUUGGCCGGUUCCUGUCGAAGGCCAGGAUCCUACGGCUACCAGUGCAGGCUCUAUUCAUGGGGUUACCAAUUGGGAUUACCUCCCGGUGGUACUGGGUGAGUAG
Molecule: messenger RNA, 1068 nt
Organism: Penicillium canescens
Lineage: Eukaryota; Fungi; Ascomycota; Eurotiomycetes; Eurotiales; Aspergillaceae
Exons: 3
Coding region: 1-1068 (355 amino acids)
Biological process (GO): carbohydrate metabolic process
Molecular function (GO): arabinan endo-1,5-alpha-L-arabinosidase activity
Source: RefSeq, a predicted model, not a curated record